AUGAGGAGGAGGAGGAGGAGGAGGAGGAGGAGGAGGAGGAGGAGGAGGAGGAGGAGGAGGAGGAGGAGGAGGAGGAGGAGGAUGAGGAGGAGGAGGAGGAGGAGGAGGAGGAGGAGGAGGAGGAGGAGGGAGGAGGAGGAGGAGGAGGAGGAGGAUGAGGAGGAGGAGGAGGAGGAGGAGGAGGAGGAGGAGGAGGAGGAGGAGGAGGAGGAGGAGGAUGAGGAGGAGGAGGAGGAGGAGGAGGAGGAGGAGGAGGAGGAGGAGGAGGAGGAGGAGGAGGAGGAGGAUGAGGAGGAGGAGGAGGAGGAGGAGGAGGAGGAGGAGGAGGAGGAGGAGGAGGAGGAGGAGGAGGAUGAGGAGGAGGAGGAGGAGGAGGAGGAGGAGGAGGAGGAGGAGGAGGAGGAGGCGGAGGAGGAGGAGGAGGAGGAGGAGGAGGAAGAUGAGGAGGAGGAGGAAGAUGAGGAGGAAGAUGGGGAGGAAGAUGAGGAGGAAGAUGAGGAGGAAGAUGAGGAGGAAGAUGAGGAGGAAGAUGGGGAGGAAGAUGAGGAGGAAGAUGAGGAGGAAGAUGAGGAGGAAGAUGAGGAGGAAGAUGGGGAGGAAGAUGAGGAGGAAGUUGAGGGGAAGAUGAGGAGGAAGAUGGGGAGGAAGAUGAGGAGGAAGAUGAGGAGGAAGAUGAGGAGGAAGAUGAGGAGGAAGAUGGGGAGGAAGAUGAGGAGGAAGAUGAGGAGGAAGAUGAGGAGGAAGAUGAGGGGACUCUGA
Messenger RNA from Closterium sp. Yama58-4, 759 nucleotides. NCBI's taxonomy places the organism in Eukaryota, Viridiplantae, Streptophyta, Zygnematophyceae, Desmidiales, Closteriaceae. The record is from the annotation of a GenBank genome assembly.